AUGGCUGCACUGUCAGCUCAAAAUGAGGACUUGAAGAAGAAAAUUGAACAACUGGAAAUCCAAUCAAAAAAAGAUAACGAGCAAAUUCUAAUGUUAGAAGAUAAAAUAGAAAGCUUACAAAGAGGAUCUUGUAAGAAUACUAUAGAAAUCAAAAAUGUGCCAAAAGUCACUAAGGAGUCCAAAGAAGACUUACUGCAAAUGGUUAUAACUUUGUCGGAGAAUGUCGACUAUCCCAUAAUCAAAAAAGACAUCAAUGAUAUCUAUCGAGCACGUACAAAGCGUACAGAAACAAAAAAUGGCCCAAUAAUAAUAGAACUAUCUUCAACACUAGUCAAAACUGAUCUUAUGAAGAAAAUGAAAGAAUUUAACAGGAAAAAUCCUAACAAAAUUUGUGCUAAGCACCUAGGCUUCAAGACCGACGUAGAUACUCCAGUCUUUGUCUCCGAGAAACUGACCACUAAGGGCGCAAGACUCCACUUCUUAGCAAGAGACCUGACAAAGUCACUAAAAUUCAAGUUCUGUUGGACGUCGUACGGCGUCGUCUACGUUAAGAAAGAUGACAACUCCCCUACCAUAAUCAUAAAAAGUGAAGGACAAGUACAUAGUCUUAUGCAAGAUUGA
Messenger RNA from Trichoplusia ni (cabbage looper), 621 nucleotides. RefSeq lists its product as uncharacterized. The coding region runs from base 1 to 621 and encodes 206 amino acids. The record is from RefSeq and is a predicted model, not a curated record. Lineage: Eukaryota; Metazoa; Arthropoda; Insecta; Lepidoptera; Noctuidae. The transcript has a single exon.